Molecule: messenger RNA, 4880 nt
Organism: Vidua chalybeata
Lineage: Eukaryota; Metazoa; Chordata; Aves; Passeriformes; Viduidae
Gene: NOCT
Product: nocturnin
Exons: 3
Coding region: 16-1311 (431 amino acids)
Biological process (GO): circadian rhythm
Molecular function (GO): poly(A)-specific ribonuclease activity
Source: RefSeq, a predicted model, not a curated record
CGUCCCGCCGGGAGCAUGUACCAGAGCUCCGCGCGCUGCCUCUGCUCGGCCCUUCCCGCCCUCUGCUGCGCUCCCGCCGCCGCCGCCGCCUCGGCCUCCCGCCUGCCGCUGCCGCGGCCCCGCUCGCACCCGCCGGCCCCCGGCCCCGCCGCCCCGCGGGCAGCAGCGGGCGGCCCGCCCGCCCCGGGGACGCCGCCCCGCACAGCGUGUUCCAUGGGAAACAGCACCAGCCGGCUCUACAGCGUGCUCGCCAAGACGCUGAGCAGUGGUGCUGUAGCCCAGCACCAGGACUGCCUGGAGCAGCUGGACUCAGCACAGCUGGAUCCUAUAGACCCCAAGGAUUUGCUGGAGGAAUGUCAGAUUGUUCUGCAGAAGCGGCCACCCCGGUUUCAGAGGAACUUUGUGAGCCUGAAGAAAAAUACCGCCAGUAACCACCGCCCCAUCCGGGUCAUGCAGUGGAACAUCCUCGCCCAAGCUCUCGGGGAAGGCAAAGACAACUUUGUUCAGUGCCCCAUGGAAGCUCUGAAAUGGGAGGAGAGGAAGUGCCUCAUCCUGGAGGAAAUCCUUGCAUACAAGCCCGACAUCUUGUGCCUUCAGGAAGUCGACCACUACUUCGACACCUUCGAGCCACUCCUCAGCCGCCUGGGCUACCAGUGCACUUUCUUCCCAAAGCCGUGGUCACCGUGCCUGGACGUGGAGCACAACAACGGGCCGGAUGGCUGCGCCAUGUUCUUCCUCAAGGAACGCUUUGAGCUCGUCAGCAGUGCCAACAUCCGCCUGACCGCCAUGAAGCUGAAGACCAACCAGGUGGCCAUCGCUCAGACGCUGAAGUGCCACGAAACCGGCAGGCUCUUCUGCAUCGCCGUCACCCACCUGAAAGCCCGCACGGGCUGGGAGAGGUUCCGCUCUGCUCAGGGCUGCGACCUCCUCCAGAACCUGAAGAACAUCACCCAGGGAGCAAAGAUCCCGCUGAUCGUCUGCGGAGACUUCAACGCGGAGCCAACCGAGGAGGUCUACAGGGAGUUUUCGAACUCCAGCCUCAAUUUAAACAGUGCAUACAAGCUGCUGAGCCCCGAUGGACAGUCGGAGCCCCCCUACACCACCUGGAAGAUCCGGCCCUCUGGAGAGUGCCGGCACACGCUGGAUUAUAUCUGGUAUUCCCAGCAUGCCUUGAAUGUGAACUCAGCCCUGGGCUUGCUGACUGAAGAGCAAAUUGGGCCCAACAGGCUGCCCUCAUUCAAUUACCCUUCCGAUCACCUGUCCCUUGUGUGUGACUUUAGUUUUAAUCAGGACCCUGACAGGCUGCUGUAAUGUCUUGGAGUGCCACCUGGUAUUGCAGUGUUUGAACUCCCCGGUCUUCUAGAGAAAACCUUUGAAGCUAGAUGCUGUUGAAAGGUGAGGAGAUACUGUUGACUAACCAUUAUUUCAGGCACUUGUUUGGAGCUACACUUGCUGUUCAGCCCUCAUUAAUGUGCAGCCUUCACGGGAGGAAGAAGGAAGCCGGUGUUCUCGUCAUGCUCUUCCUGCUGCGUCAGGGUUUGAAAACGACAAGGCAAAUGGCUUUAUUCUUUCACUAAGCCUACUGUUUUAAGGAUUCAAUCCUCUAAUGAAUGUGGAGGCCUUAGUAUUUAAAUCAAAACACUUGUGUUUGUAAAGCAUCUUGCCCUGACAGCAUGCUGAUUUUAUUUAUUUCAUGUUAAGCUUCUGCAAGUACCAAAGGGAGUGAGGUUCGACUACCCAGUGAGAUUAUCUUAAAUCUUUUUCUGUUGCAAUAUGAAGGAAGUUUAAUGCAGUUCAGACAAAAAGCUAAGCUCAUAAUAGUGUGGUCUUGUCAUUUUACCAUGACCUGAGAUGACAAAUUCAUUAGUAGUGUGAGGAAGGACCCCUCCAGUAAGAGCAGGUGAGGAAAGAGAGGCUGGCUAUGACCUGGAGUAAUACCCUCACUUUUCCAGAAUAAUGUGCAUGUAUCUGUCACACACAUAAAGCCUGCAGGCUGUACAGUGACUGUUCCUUCAUCUCUUCUGUGCUUCCCUCUGGAGGACACAGCUAACUGGGGAUUAUUUCUUCCCCUGCUUUGAGUAUUACUUUUCUAAAUUGUUUAAAUUUGUAGUCUUGUCAAUCUUUCUGUUUCAGUAAAGGGCCAGUCUUAAUAUUGAAAGAUUUUCUUUUAUUUAUCUUCAGAAUCUAAAGCUACACUGGAACCUGUUAUAAGAUAAAAUUUAUUUAUUGAGAGAAUAAAUAAAUCUGAUUGGAAAUCAUAGAGUGACAGUGUUCAGGAGCCUCUUCCUGUGACCCAGGGAAACUCUGGCAAGGCAUCUGGGCUACAACAGAGGUGUGUUAGUAUAGUGUGUUAGUAUAGUAACUCCUGUGAUUGCUCACUGGUGACAUAGGAAUUGCAUAUAUGGGUUGCAAACAUGCCAGUAUGCCAUAAAAUGGCAUAGGAAGAGAGGGGGUAAGAGGGACAACAGAUGGAGUUGUGCUGACAUUUAGAUAGUUGAGGAAGAUAUGGCAUGGCAAAUAAAGCAGUAUUUCCAUGUGAAGUAGGGUGCAUAGUAACUCUUAAAUGUUCCAGGUGUUUAUUAAUAAAACUCUUUGGAAAAAAGUAAUAGCUCAGCUGCUUUCUCACUUCACUGUCCCAAGUUUCUGUUGCCAAGGAGAUGACCUGUCUCAACAAGUUUGAGCUUCAAGUUGCUGCUGAUGCUUCCCCUUCCAGACCUCUUUUCCCCCACCCCUAACCCUAAUCUCAGAGUGGCAUGGCUGCUUUGCCUUCACAGCAUACACUCUUUCUCCAGCUUGGAAUGGCCAAAUUUCACAAGUCAGAAGGGAAGGGAGUUGUGUUUAGCUGUUAAGCUGCUCACUCUUCUAGUUAGAGAGGAAACCUACGCUGUAUUACUGUAAAUAUUUCCCUUUCCAACAGUUGUGUGGAGCUACAAAUCUGCAAAAGGGAGGUGCAAGAAUUCCUCCUUGAGGGCUGCUAAAUGUGCAGGGGAAGGCUGGCCCCUUACAAGAUGCAGCUGUAUCUGCCACUUUCUUCUAAAACCUCAUGUGAAGAGAAGUGCCACAGGUGUGAGCUUUACACAGCCCAUAAAUUACUACACUUGCAUUGCUGAGAAGGGAAAUACAGAGUCUGGUGACUGGAAGUCCCAAAUUCCCACACAAACACACUCCUCAUCAGGCAAACAAAUGAAGUGCUGUUGUGCAGCUGUAACACGCUCUGCACAUGUUCCUGAUGCUUGCAGGAUGAGGGCAAUGAUGCAGAGGCUCCUUUAGCCAACCUGGGAUUUGUGUGGAUUUGACUUUGCCCAAAGGAAAGGAUUUUACAACCAAGGAGACAUGGACUUGGUGAAUACGCUUACCAGGCACGUGCAACAUGCCAGCACCUCCUUUGGCUAGAAUUUCAGAAAGAGCAAAUUGUGUCCCUGGAAGCCAGAAGGGUGGCGCUUUUGGGGGAGAUUUUGGGCAAGAGAUGCAACACUCCCAAUGCCCCACAGAGAGACAGACCUUUGAGCAUUGCUGCCAUGUUUCAUACCAAGUAGACACUGACAGCUUCCUUUUUAUGGUGCUGGCUGCCCUCAGCAUUAGAGAGGGAGUGAGAUGCAGUGCUUCUCCUUUACAAUUAUUUUCUCUUAGGACCUUCCCUCAGAUGGUCUUGCAGGGAGGAGCAAUGAUACAAGUACCUGUUAAUUAACAUCUGUAGUCAUCUGCAGCUAAACACUUCUACAGUCAACACCACAAUGUAGACCUGUAAGAUGGUAUCUUUAGUAGGUCAAACCCUUGCUCAUCUACCACAAAAAACUCACACCAGAAGCUGGAGCUUCCAUCCAGACUCCUUUUGGCAGUUUUCUUUCUCUGGAAGAAACUUUACUUAUGUGUAGAAAGCCCUGACAUGAGAGCAAAGAUCACGUCUGUAUUUAAAAACAAACUAAACCAUAACCACUCCCACCAAAAAUGAAAUCACUCCAGGAUUUAAUUUCACUUUUGUAUAAGCAGCUCCAUUUUCCUCAGGGCAGUGAAGAUGUCCAUCAGUGCGGCACCAUUCCCACUGCCAGGGCACAGAGCCACAGACCUGAUUGUGGAAGGCUUUUUACCAGCAAGAACUGAACUAUCACAGCUGCAGAAUUCCCACUCUCACAGUGGAGUAUCUGUAUGAUUCUUAAGGCAUUUUAAUUCAUAGCCUUGCUUGCAACACCAAUUCUCCUGAACAACAAAUCAAACUGUUGAGAAAGAGCAUGAUUUGUACUGCCAAUCACUGCCAGAUACUGCCAUCACUGCAGAACCUCUUCUGAAGUGGAAAGGGCUGGGAUUCUUCUUUCAUCCUGGACGUGUUACAGUAGAUGCUUGCUGCUUCAACUCCUUAAAGGGUAAUUUUGAAGGCAAGGGGGGGUGAAAUAACUGAAAGGGCUGGGGAUUCUUCCCAUCUCAAGGCAAUCCUUAAUACUGUCCUACUCAGAAAAUCCCUGCUACAGCACAAUGUUGAACCCUUUCUGCUGGAUUUUAAUAAAAAAGUAGACAGGCUGCAGAAAUUAACUGCUAAGUUCCCAGGCAGCUUCACCCUUUUAUUCCAGUACAUGCCAUAAUUUAUUUUGCAGACAGACUCUUUUGGAAAACUUAAAUGGAUUAUUGCUCUUGCUUUGUUUUAUGCAGCAAGAGGCAAGCCUGCAGCACUGAAAUACUUCUGCCAGCUAUAAAUAUCAGGACACUAAAUAUUGCUCAGAAGAAGCAGAAAGGAUUUUUUUUCCUGUGUAGCAGUAUGACUCUUAACAAUAAAAAAUGUCUUCCAAGCUCUUCUUAUGAAUGUAUGCCUUAGAAGCACACCAAGGCUAAAAAAAGGCUACAGAGAUCCCUUGCUUUCAUCUUGAAUAAAGCGUGUCUUAGCUUUA